Messenger RNA from Heterotrigona itama, 1851 nucleotides. The record is from the annotation of a GenBank genome assembly. NCBI's taxonomy places the organism in Eukaryota, Metazoa, Arthropoda, Insecta, Hymenoptera, Apidae.
AUGAAUAUUAGACUUUUGAAAGAUCCUGCUACUGUGAGUAGUCGUAUAUUUGUGGGUCACUUGCAAACCGACGACAUGACCAAGGUUGAAUUAGAGGAACAUUUUUCAAAAUACGGGACGGUUGUUGGUUCUUCCAUAAAUCGUGGUUUUGGCUUUGUACAAUUUGAAGAAGAACAAUCUGCUCAGAAAGCUAUUCAAAAUGAGGACGGAGCAAUGUUCAAAGGCAGAAGGAUAGAUGUUAGACCGGCGAAGAAAGAUAAUCAAUCCAGUGGAGGUGGAGCAAAACAGUUAGGAGGACCUAGUAAUCAAUUUAAUCCUGGCAGUAAUCAUUUCAAUACUGGAAAUGAUCCUUUUAACAGUGGAAAUCAGAAUUAUGGAGGAAAUUCAAAUUUCAUUGCAAAUCAGAGUUUUGGUUGUGAUCCACAAUUAAAUGAUAGCCAAAAAGGAAAUAACAUGCAGAUACGAGGUAGUGGGAAUGAUCAGUUUGGAGAUGGAAGUCAGAUCAGAGAUAAUGUAAAUGACCAGUUUGGAAAUCAGAAUAGAAACAAUGGGAGUGAUCAAUUUAACAUGAUGCAGAAUAAAGGAAAUAAUAAUUUUAAUCCAAACAAUCAGAAUAGGAAUGCUGGGGAUCAAUUUAAUCAAAAUAGAGGUGGCAAUCAAUUUGGACCGGGUGUAAAUCAAAAUAGACCUGGUGGAAAUCAGAAUCGUAGUGCAAAUAAUCAAAAUCAAAGUGGUGGUGGAAGUGGUAUAAAUAGUAGUGGAAGUGGACGGCCCAGAGGUACCCGAGGUGGAAAAAAUCGAAAUAAAAAUAGAGAUAAUUCAGGUGGGAAUAACUUUAGAGAUCGUAGUCCUAUUAAUAGAGGUACUCGGUUAGAUGAUAAAGGUGGUAGAGAUUGGGAACAUAAACAAGGAGAUAGAUUAAGAGGAAACAAUUUUGGCAGAGAUUCAUUCAAUGACAGCAAUAAUCGUUAUGAAGAUUUCAAAAAUUCUACUUCUAGAGAUAUGAAUAUGAGUUUUAAGGAAUAUGCUGAAAGUAUCGAAAUGAGAUUGAAGAAAAUUGGAUUAACAGUUGAUUUGUUAUUUCCAAAUGAAGAUGUGCUUCUUAGUAGAGUUUUAGGGAAUAUUGCGAGUCGAGGAUGUUUAUAUGCAGUUGUAGUUACACCUAUUAAUCAAGAACAUCAUUCCCUUACUUUAAACAUUCUUCACGGUUUACCUCAAGAACAUAGAAAUAUGCUCGUUGAAGAUGCUAUUACUUUAAUAUCACGAGAUUUUGCUAAUUAUAAAGCUGGUGGACGAUCGGUUCCACUGAAUACACCUUUCGCAAACGAACGGCAUCCUGAUGCUAUACAAGUUCUUUUAAACAUGCUGGCUGAUAAUCAUCAGUUAACAGUAUUGCAAUAUGAUCGUGUUAUAAAAUAUCUCGAAAUUAAACGUGAAGAACAAGUGCAAGUUGAAUUGGGAGAUGUAAAAGAUUUACCAUCCACAACUACGACGAUAACAGUCAGUGAUCCAAAACAAGCUGAAUUACAAUCUAGGAUACUUAAUAUUCUAAACAGUAAUAAAACAACGUCAUCUGCACCAGCACCUAGUCCAGUUCCAGCCCCAACCUCAACGCCAGCGCCCGUUCCGCCAGCUACUUGGGGAACAGCAGCAUCAACUGCGACAACAGCAUCCACAACAACAACAACUACUACUGGAGUUUCACCGUCACCUCUCCUAAACGAUCCAACAGUUCAGAAGGCACUUGACAGUCUGUUGCAAGGCAAUUUACUCAAAAGCAUCGGCGAUCAGCAACCGACUACAGCUUCAACACCUCUGUUUGCUGCUUUUCCGAAUAUCGGCCGAUUUUAA